ACUGUGUUCCCCCUCUCUCUUUGCUAACUGCUAAGCAUUGAGCACAGUGGAAGAGAGAGUGGGAGAAUAUAGAGAAGCAAUUGGAUUAGGACUGAUAGCUAAAUAAAAGAAAAGAAAUCUACAGAAGUGUGUGUUUUUUUUUUUUCUUCGUUCAGCAAUUUUCACACUGGUUUUCUAAAGGGCUUUGUUUGCUCUAUAUCAGCUUUGCCACUCAUUCAAUAAGGUCAGAGGAUGUCCAGGCCUCUGCAUAGAGGUGUAUCUGGAGGAGUACGACUCUCUGGGAGCAACAAUGAUUUGUGGGACUCUCAAAUGAAAGAUAGAACAGAAAAGGAAGACUUAGAUAGAAGGGGUUCUGAUCAAAGUAUUCUAUCUGCGAAGUAUCCUUAUCAUCUAAAUCUCUCAGAUAAUUCUACUCUCAAAAAUGGUAUCAGCGAGAAUGGUUUUGCACCCGAUUCAUUGACCAGUGGAACUCCGAGAAGUCGGCACAAAUUAGCAAUGCUGCUUUUGAAGUUCAGUCUAAUAUCGAUUGUAAUUCUUGCUCUCACUGGAUCUUUUUGGUGGACGAUUUCUAUUUCUGCAUCGUCGAGGGGUCACAUAUUCCACGGUUAUAGGCGACUCCAAGAGCAACUUGUUGUAGAUUUGUGGGAUAUUGGGGAGCUUUCUCUUGGUUCCUCAAGGUUGAAAGAGUUGGAAUUCUGUCCUGAGGAGUUUGAGCAUCAUGUUCCUUGCUUCAAUGUCUCUGAGAAUAUCGCUUUGGGUUAUACGGAUGGCAAUGAAUAUGACCGAUUUUGUGGGCAUGGAUCGAGGGAAAACUGUUUGGUUCUUCCACCUGUGAAAUACAAAAUUCCUCUCAGGUGGCCUACUGGAAAAGAUGUCAUCUGGUUUGCAAAUGUUAAAUACAACCCACAGGAGAUAAUGUCCUCAACAGUGACCAGGAGGAUGAUGAUGCUGGAGGAAGAGCAGAUCGCAUUCCGUUCAGACUCUCCCACGUUUGAUGGAAUUGAAGACUACUCGCAUCAAAUUGCAGAAAUGAUUGGGCUGAGAAAUGAAUCUAGCUUUAUACAUAUUGGGGUUAGAACCAUCCUGGAUAUAGGAUGUGGAUAUGGUAGCUUUGGAGCACAUCUCUCUUCCAGUCAGCUCUUAACUAUGUGUGUUGCAAACUAUGAGGCUUCGCGCAGUCAAGUUCAACUGACUAGUGAAAGGGGUCUUCCUGCAAUGAUUGGUUCCUUUACUUCAAAACAGUUGCCAUAUCCAUCUCUCUCUUUUGAUAUGGUGCAUUGUGCAUGGUGCGGCAUUGAUUGGGCCCAAAAAGAUGGUAUUUACUUGAUUGAAGUUGAUAGAUUAUUAAAGCCUGGCGGAUACUUUGUCUGGACAUCACAGGAGAACAAAGUUCAAAGAGUAACUCGUACCAAAGAGAAACAAAAAAUUACGGCAAAUUUUGUCCAUAGUUUUGCAGAGAAUCUUUGCUGGAAGAUGUUAUCAACGCAAGAAGGAACUAUUAUUUGGAAAAAGACAAGUAAAAGGAAUUGUUAUAGUUCACGGAAGUCCUCAUCGGGCCCUUCGAUAUGUAGCAAAAGCCAAGAUGUUGAAACUCCAUAUUAUCGACCACUCCAAGCCUGCAUUGGGGGGACACAAAGCCGCCGAUGGAUUCCUAUUGAAGAGAGGACAACCUGGCCAUCAAGGACCAACUUGAACAAGAAUGAACUUGCAUUAUCUGGUUUGCACCCCGAAGAAUUUGCCGAGGAUACUGACAACUGGCAAGUGAUGGUCCGUAAUUAUUGGUCUCUUCUGUCACCAUUGAUAUUCUCUGACCAUCCAAAGAGACCUGGUGAUGAGGAUCCUUCACCACCUUAUAACAUGCUUAGAAAUGUACUAGACAUGAAUGCUAAUUUUGGUGGUUUCAAUGCUGCGUUAUUGAGAGCCAAGAAGUCUGUGUGGGUCAUGAAUGUGGUCCCUACAAAUGGACCGAACUACCUUCCCUUGAUCAUGGACAGGGGUUUUGUUGGUGUAUUGCAUGAUUGGUGUGAAGCCUUUCCAACAUAUCCUAGAACUUAUGACUUGGUGCAUGCAGCCGGACUGCUAUCCCUUGAAAGUAUCCAGCAGCGCCGUUGCACCACACUUGAUCUGUUCACUGAGAUUGAUCGAAUACUUCGUCCAGAGGGUUGGGUGAUAAUCCGCGACACAGCUCCCCUCAUUGAAUCAGCAAGAACUACAAUAACACGGCUGAAGUGGGAUGCACGGGUUGUAGAAGUUGAAAGUAAUAGUGAUGAGAGACUUCUUAUCUGCCAGAAACCUUUCUUUAAGAGACAAGCUAAGUAAGUAAUUAUGAGAUAUCAAUGGGAGCCCAAGAAAUUAGAUCAUAGUAUCCAUAUUCAUUUUCUGGACGUUAAUUAAUCAUCAUAAAGCUCCGCCAUGAAAAGGUGGAUUGAGAAUUUUUGAACAGAAAACAGAGAGAGAAAGAGAAGAGUCUUGGUGGAAUUAACCACAACUCCUAUGGAGCCGUAAGGCUUGCAUAGGGCCAUGUAAUUACGCAGUUGAGUGCAGAGCAAGUCAGAAAUAUAGGAUGAGAUUUAAUUUUCAAUUUGAUGUUUCAUUAUAACUAUACAACCACAUGAUUAAGAUUGUGAAGAUAAUUACAGAAUAAGCAGAUGUUUGCUGUAGUAUAUAAGCUGCUUGGCAGUGUAUUAUUUUUGUGAAGGAAUUAGUUUUUCAUGUUC
This is a messenger RNA of Quercus robur (English oak), 2717 nucleotides long. RefSeq names its product probable pectin methyltransferase QUA2. The transcript is spliced from 9 exons. Gene Ontology annotation, molecular function: methyltransferase activity. Gene Ontology annotation, cellular component: cytoplasm. Lineage: Eukaryota; Viridiplantae; Streptophyta; Magnoliopsida; Fagales; Fagaceae. The record is from RefSeq and is a predicted model, not a curated record. The coding region runs from base 232 to 2319 and encodes 695 amino acids.